GCCUCCCGGUGCGGGCGCGGCGCUGCGGCAUCGCGGAGCGCUCCGCUCCGCUCCGCUCCGGCGGUACCGGGGGGGGUCCGGGGGGGUCCGGGGGGUUCCGAGCGGUGCGGAGCGGUGCGGAGCGAUGGGCGGAGGCGGAGGGACGGAGCGGGGCGAGCCCCGGGGGUAGGGGCGGCAGGUCUGCCCUUCUCCUACGAUGGACAGGCUGCUCGUCUGCCUGCUGGUUGUCAGCGCGGCGGUGAAGGCCAUGCUGUGCCCCAAGCGUUGCAUGUGUCAGAACCUCUCCCCAUCCUUCACCAUCCUCUGCACCAAAACGGGGCUCCUCUUCGUGCCCCCCAGCAUCGACAGGAGGACGGCGGAGCUGCGGCUGAUGGACAACUUCAUCACCACGCUGCGACGGAAGGAUUUUGCCAACAUGACCAACCUCAUCCACCUGACGCUGUCGAGGAACACCAUCAGUCAGAUCAUGCCUUACGCCUUCUUCGAUCUUAAGGGCCUCCACGCGUUGCACCUGGACAGCAACCGGCUGACGUACAUCAACGAGGACCAUUUUAAAGGGUUGAUUAACCUCCGCCAUUUGAUCCUGAGCAACAACCAGCUGAGCUACAUCUCCCCGGGAUCGUUGGACGACUUCAUCGAGACCAUCGAGGACCUGGAUCUGUCCUACAACAAUCUGGUCAACGUUCCCUGGGAAACGGUCGCCAAGCUCUCCAACGUCAACACGGUCAGCUUGGACCACAACCUCAUCGAGUUUGUCCCGGAGGGGAUCUUCUCCAACCUGCACAAGUUGGCCCGUUUGGACAUGACCUCCAACAAGCUGAAGAAGAUCCCUCCGGAUCCUCUCUUUUCCAGGAUUCCUGUCUAUGCCAAAUCCAAAGGGUCUCCACUGACAUCAUUGGUGCUGAGUUUUGGGGGGAACCCUCUGCACUGUAACUGCGAGUUGGUGUGGUUGAGGCGUCUCACCAGGGAGGACGAUUUGGAGACCUGUGCUUCUCCUCCGGAACUGAUGGGGAAGUACUUCUGGUCCAUCAAAGAGGAGGAAUUUGUCUGCGAGCCCCCCAUGAUCACUCACCGUACCCCGAAGGUGGCGGUGAGUGAGGGGCAGAGCGUCUCCUUGAAGUGCAAAGCUGUCGGUGACCCCGACCCCUACGUCCGCUGGAUCGCGCCCGAUGGGAAGCUGGUUUCCAACACCUCCAGGACGACGUCGUACGAAAACGGGACGUUGGAUAUCGCGGGGACUUCUUUGGGUGAUAAGGGGACGUUCACCUGCAUCGCGUCCAACGCGGCCGGGGAAUCGACGGCGCCGGUGGAGUUGGUGGUGACGCCAUACCCCAACUUGGCCAACAGCACCAACUGCGAGAAGGAGGCGGAGAACGGCCCAUCCGACAUCCUCAUCUCAGCCAAAUCGAGCUUCCCCAACGAGACAAAAGGGCCCCAAGAGAGGGCGGUGGUGGUGGGGGAGCUGACGUCGUCCUCCGCGCUCAUCCAGUGGCCGUCCCAGCAGCACCUCCCUGGGAUCCGCAUGUUCCAGAUUCAGUACAACAGCUCCUCCGAUGAGAUCCUCGUCUACAGGAUGAUCCCAGCUGCUAGUAAAUCCUUCUUCUUGACUGAUCUGGUUGCAGGACGUGAGUACGACCUCUGCGUCCUGGCCGUGUACGACGACGGGCUGACAUCUCUGACUGCAACCAGGGUAAUCGGCUGCGUGCAGUUCACCACCCAAGAGGAGUACAAGCAGUGCCGGUCCCUCCACGCUCAGUUCCUCGGGGGCACCAUGAUCAUCAUCAUCGGGGGCAUCAUCGUGGCGUCGGUGCUCGUCUUCAUCUUCAUCCUCCUGAUGAAGUACAAAGUGUACAACAACCACCACAAAAACAAGGCAGCGAAGGUCAGCAACGUCUGCUCGCAGACCAACGGGAGCCACGGCGGCUCGAUGGCUCGCUCCACCUCCAAGCUCACCGAGGGCUCCCACCAGGAAUGCUCGGCAUCCUCCAGCAAAGGGAAAGCUGUGUUGGACUCGGAUGGUGACAAAGUGACCCCUACAACCCACACCACGUUCCUAACGACCGACCCGUUAUCCUAACGGCCCCCGGGGCGGUGGUGCUGCUUUGGGAACAUUUUUGAUGCGAGUGGUUGUAUUUUAAGCCUCACUACUAUUGUCUAUUUUUAAGAUCAGAUGGUUUCAAAGAUAUUUUUUUAACCUGUAAAACAGUUCUCGCAUUCUUAACUAUUUUCUUUCGAUGAUAUUAAAGAUGAGUGUGUGAUUUACAAGGUUUUUUUACCGGUUCUUUUAUAGCAUACACCUCUGGUUAUCAAGGCAGCGGCAUCGCUCGAUUCUGACUCGGUUUGUCCGUAGUGAAAUGCACUAUUUUUUCCCCCCCUUUGGUUACAGACCAGCAGCAAUGGAAAUACUCUCAGGAUCUUCAGACUUCCUCACCAAACUGCUCGCACCUCCGGGGAGCGACGUGACUCAUUGCCAUGGGUGUGUCGGAUACGCGCGGCUCGCAAUAGGAGGGACAUCACGAAGUCGGGGGUUUCCCUAUGGAAGAUUAUUACAAAAAAAAAGAAAAAAAAAGCUAAAAAAAAAAAAAAAGCACUUUCAAAAAAAUCAUAAUAAUAAUAAAUAAAAUUGGAAGUACUUUAAGUA
This is a messenger RNA of Gallus gallus (chicken), 2641 nucleotides long. RefSeq names its product leucine rich repeat and fibronectin type III domain containing 3 (gene LRFN3). Gene Ontology annotation, molecular function: protein binding. The record is from RefSeq and is a predicted model, not a curated record. The transcript has 3 exons. Lineage: Eukaryota; Metazoa; Chordata; Aves; Galliformes; Phasianidae. Bases 197 to 2077 code for a protein of 626 amino acids.